This is a messenger RNA of Emericellopsis atlantica, 1942 nucleotides long. Its product is annotated as Cys/Met metabolism PLP-dependent enzyme-domain-containing protein. The transcript has 2 exons. Gene Ontology annotation, molecular function: pyridoxal phosphate binding. The record is from RefSeq and is a predicted model, not a curated record. Gene Ontology annotation, biological process: transsulfuration; 'de novo' L-methionine biosynthetic process. NCBI's taxonomy places the organism in Eukaryota, Fungi, Ascomycota, Sordariomycetes, Hypocreales, Bionectriaceae. The coding region runs from base 367 to 1719 and encodes 450 amino acids. Gene Ontology annotation, cellular component: cytoplasm.
AAGAGGUUCUCCUCAUUCUCAGUUGGACGACGCAUAAGAUACCUGGUAGUCGGUCCCAUGGUGCACAGUGUGCACGUACCGUGCAUAUCGACAGAGGCUACUGUGCCAGAUCACAUCAUCCGACGGCCGCCAUGAGCAAGCAUGACUCCGACCUUCGGACAGAGGUCGAAUUUCCCCAGGUUUGGGACCGUUCGCUGGCUGCUAAUCUACCUCUUUGGAGGCGGUCACACUAUCUCUCCCUCCCCUUCCAUUCCAAUUCCUCCAUCUCGACUCCCACCCGGCUUUCAGAAUCAACUAUUGCUCAUCGCAGCCACUGGGUUCUAGGAACUACUGCUUCAUCUCCAUCCCCACCACCCCUCCAGAGCCAUGUCGACCCCUCCAACCAACGGCAAUGGCAGCAGCUCGACCAGCAAGCCCAGCAACCCGCUGAAGCGAGUCGAUCUCGACGGCCACGAUCUGCCUCCCUCGCCCGCCCCUUCCAGCCCUCGCAACGGGCGGCGGAGAUACGCAUUGGCGACCGAGUUGGUGUACACAGAGAGCAAGGACCAGUAUGGCGCGUCGAGCGUGCCCAUCUACCAGUCCGCCACCUUCAAACAAUCCACAGCCCAGGGCGGCCAGUCCGAGUACGACUACACACGCUCCGGCAACCCCACACGGACGCACUUGGAGCGACACCUGGCCAAGAUUAUGAAUGCCAACCGGGCGCUGGCCGUUGGUUCGGGCAUGGGCGCGCUCGACGUCGUCUCGAGGCUGCUCCGUCCUGGCGACGAGGUGAUCACCGGUGACGACCUCUACGGCGGCACCCACCGUCUCCUCACAUAUCUCGCGACCAACAUGGGCAUCGUCGUCAAGCACGUUGACACCACCGAUGCCGAAGGCGUCCGGUCACACAUUACCGACAAGACGGCCAUGGUGCUCCUCGAGACCCCGACGAACCCCCUCAUCAAGAUUGUCGAUAUCCAGACCAUUGCGAGGGCUGCCCACGAGGCCAAUUCCAAAGCCAUCGUUGUCGUCGACAACACGAUGCUGUCGCCCAUGCUCUUGAACCCGCUCGACAUUGGCGCCGAUGUUGUCUACGAGUCGGGCACCAAGUAUCUCUCCGGCCACCACGACAUCAUGGCCGGUGUCCUCGCGGUCAACGACACGGAGCUCGGCAACAAGCUCUUCUUCAUGAUCAACUCCACAGGCUGCGGUCUGACCCCCAACGACUGCUUCCUCCUGAUGCGCGGCGUCAAGACGCUGGCGAUCCGCAUGGAGAAGCAGCAAGCCAACGCCCAGGCCAUUGCCGAGUUCCUCGAGUCGCACGGCUUCCGCGUGCGGUACCCCGGUCUCAAGUCCCACCCCCAGUACGACCUGCACUGGUCCAUGGCGCGCGGCGCCGGCGCCGUCCUGUCGUUUGAGACGGGCGACCCCGCCGUGUCGGCGAGGAUCGUCGAGGCCGCUCGCCUCUGGGGGAUCAGUGUCAGCUUUGGCUGCGUCAACAGCCUGAUCAGCAUGCCCUGCCAGAUGAGCCACGCGAGCAUUGACUCCAAGACCCGUGCGGAGCGACAGAUGCCCGAGGACAUUAUCCGGUUGUGCGUGGGCAUUGAGGAUGCCGACGACCUGAUUGACGAUCUGUCCCGCGCACUUGUGCAAGCCGGUGCUGUCACCGUCACCCUGGACGGCUUCCACGCCACUGGUGCCGCCGAGGAGGUCGGAAAGGCCCCUUUGACAGCGUAACCAACCAGACAUUGCAUUUUUGCACAUUUUAGAGAACAUUCAGCAUACGCAAAAUACCAAAAGACAAGAGGGUAGAGUCCGUUGGACAGGGUGGCGUUACGAACUGUAUUUCUUCGAAUCUGGGAGUUGCUUCGGACUCAAGCCGAACAGGGUGUUCACGGGCGUCAUUUGUGAUAACGAUAGGGAGACUUUAUCCUUGGAAUCCAAGACCAUCAAACAUACA